AUGAGUGACAAUCGGUGUACGCUGUUCCCAAGAGGUACGGAUAUUGCAUCCGGAACUGGCCCCCAAAACCACAAUCAUGACGAUAGCAGAGAAAUAGAGAGCCACACUGACAUUAAUGACAAUCGAUGUACUGUUUUUCCGAGAAGUACGGAGAUAGGCGACAGUGAAUUUGAUACCAGAAACAUCAGUCAGUCCCAAAACAGGGAAGUGCGGCGCCUUAAAAAGCGUCAUUUGCCAGAGCGGUGGCUCCAGCUUCCAGUCAAGAGGACCGCCAAGGCUGAUGAGCCACGCCCCAAACGCCAAACGCCAGUAUUUUGCAAGGACCACACGCCCUGGAUGAAAUAUCAAAAGUUCAAAGAGGGAGCGAAGCCGGGGAAAACCUGCCUAGCCUAUGUCACCGACUCCCCGGGGAUGGUAGUUGCUAUGAAGGAGUAUAAGACUAGCGGUAUCGACAAGACGCACCACCUAAAGAUGAUCAGUCACCCAAACAUCGUGAAUCUCCUUGAUGCAUUCGAACAGUCUAGGACUCUGUAUUUAGCGUACGAGCUUAUGGACCUCUCGUUGGAGCAACUUCAGUCUGGCAUUCAACUAAAGGAGUCUGAUCUUGCUUUUAUUUGCAAAGAGCUCUUACAUGGGCUUUGGUAUAUUCACCGAGACCUCGGUGUUUGCCAUACCGCCCUCACUUUUGACAAUAUGUUCAUAUCAUCGCAGGGUAGCGUGAAGAUUGGUUAG
Messenger RNA from Penicillium egyptiacum, 732 nucleotides. NCBI's taxonomy places the organism in Eukaryota, Fungi, Ascomycota, Eurotiomycetes, Eurotiales, Aspergillaceae. The record is from the annotation of a GenBank genome assembly.